Messenger RNA from Cuculus canorus (common cuckoo), 964 nucleotides. RefSeq names its product THUMP domain containing 2 (gene THUMPD2). Gene Ontology annotation, biological process: tRNA methylation. NCBI's taxonomy places the organism in Eukaryota, Metazoa, Chordata, Aves, Cuculiformes, Cuculidae. Gene Ontology annotation, molecular function: tRNA (guanine) methyltransferase activity; RNA binding. The record is from RefSeq and is a predicted model, not a curated record.
UUCCUCCCGCCCCUCCCGGGCCCGAUGGCGGCGGCCGGCGGGCGGUUCUUCUGCACGGCAGGCCGGGGACUGGAACUCUUCCUGGAGCGGGAGGUGCGGGCGCGGCUCGGCGCCUCCGAGGUGGUCAGCGUACCUGGAAAGGUCUUCUUCAGCGCAGAGGCGAAGCUGGAUGAGCUGAGGGAGCUCCGGGCUGGAGAGCGGCUGUUCCUGCGGCUCCAGAAACAUCCCCCACUUGCUGUUUCCAGGCAGAAAGGGCAAAUGCUGCAUGGUAAAAGCCUUGUUACUGAUGAACCAAAGUCUUGGCUGGAUGUAUAUCUCUACUUGGAAGAAAACCUUCGUGGUGUGCGAGGGGAAAAAAGAGUGUUUCAAGAAACAGAUUGCCUCUCAGAGAAAAUUGUAGAAGAAGCUAAAAGCAGAACACAUAGUGUAGACAGACAGUGGUCUGAAGAAUGUCAGGCAGAAGAUGGAGAGAGUAUAGUGGUACCAGAGCAAAAGAGUGACCAGAACUGCAGGACUGAAAGCAAGGCCUCCUUAGAAGACCCCUCCAAAAGCAGUAGAGAGGAACCUGUUGCAAAUGAGGAGUGCUUCAGUUUCAGAGUUUCGUGUCGCUGUAGUGGAGCAAUUGCCAAAAUACUUACUUCACAGGAGAUCGGAAGAGCCAUUGGCAUAGCGCUCAUGAAGGCAGUUGGGUGGCGGGCCGAUCUGCGGAAACCCCGGAUCUAGGAGAUAUUUGUUCAUCUUAAUGACAUUCACUCUGUGGUGGGGAUUCCCCUUUUCAGGCUUCCUUUGGCAAACAGAGAGUACAUCAAAACAGCAGGACUGCGGUCAACAGUUGCGUGGGCCAUGGCAUCUCUGGCUGAAAUCAGCGUAAGUGAAAUGUUCAUGGCAAAGCUGUAGAGUUCCAAAUGAAGGAGGGGUUGCUGCUUUUGAGGGCAGGAGCAAGAAGCUUUGAAGAAGUGUGGUG